Chionomys nivalis (European snow vole) is the source of this 2197-nucleotide messenger RNA. It is a transcript of the gene Ankrd13d, whose product is annotated as ankyrin repeat domain 13D. Gene Ontology annotation, molecular function: protein binding. The coding region runs from base 149 to 2041 and encodes 630 amino acids. Gene Ontology annotation, cellular component: cytoplasm. Lineage: Eukaryota; Metazoa; Chordata; Mammalia; Rodentia; Cricetidae. The transcript has 15 exons. The record is from RefSeq and is a predicted model, not a curated record.
GCUGUUGCUGCCGCGGCUCUGCUAGGGGUCUGCGGGGCUGUGGCCGGUGCAGCUGAGGUGCGGCUCAGAGCGGAGACGCGGGGGCAGUGCCAGGCGCAGGCCAAGAAGGGCUGGGCCGUUCACUCGGGAUGCGGCGCUGAGGCCCAGCAUGGCCGCCUUGGGCCCCACCUUCCCACUGCACCGGCUAGUCUGGGCGAACCGGCACCGCGAACUGGAGGCCGCGCUGCACAGCCGCCAGCACAACAUUGAACAGGAGGAUCCCCGAGGGCGGACCCCCCUGGAGCUGGCUGUGUCCUUGGGGAACCUGGAGUCUGUGAGAGUCCUUCUUCGACAUAAUGCCAACGUGGGUAAAGAGAGCCACCAGGGCUGGGCAGUCCUGCAGGAGGCAGUCAGCACUGGAGACCCUGAGAUGGUACAGUUGGUACUUCAGUAUCGGGACUUCCAGAGGGCCACACAGAGGUUGGCUGGCAUUCCAGAACUGCUCAAUAAACUCCGUCAGGCCCCUGAUUUCUACGUGGAAAUGAAGUGGGAGUUCACCAGCUGGGUACCCCUUGUGUCUAAGAUGUGCCCGAGCGAUGUAUACCGCGUGUGGAAGCGUGGUGAGAGCCUGCGAGUGGAUACCAGUCUCUUGGGCUUUGAGCACAUGACCUGGCAACGUGGCCGGAGGAGCUUCAUCUUCAGGGGUCAGGAGGCAGGAGCCUUGGUGAUGGAGGUGGACCAUGACCGGCAGGUGGUGCACACAGAGACACUAGGUCCAGCUCUGCAUGAACCGGAAGCUCUGCUGGCUGCCAUGCGGCCCAGUGAGGAACACGUAGCCAGUCGCCUCACCUCACCUAUUGUCUCCACCCACCUGGACACUCGCAAUGUGGCCUUCGAGAGGAACAAAUGUGGUAUCUGGGGAUGGCGGUCUGAGAAGAUGGAGACUGUUAGUGGCUAUGAGGCCAAGGUGUACAGUGCCACCAACGUGGAGCUGGUGACACGCACAAGAACGGAGCACCUCUCUGAUCAAGACAAAUUAAGGAGCAAAGGGGGCUCCCAGGCAGACAAUGGCGGAACACAGGCUGGGGAGUUGCCCAAAGUUCCCUCAUGGUUCCCACUACUUCUUCUCAGGGGGGAAGACUCCGUUCCAGUCCUUCCUGGGGAUGGCCCAGCAGCACUCCUCCCACAGUGGGUGCAGCAGGCAGCCAGCCCCACCAACCCCACAGCAAUUUCCCCCGAGGAGUACUUUGACCCCAGUUUCAGCCUGGAAUCAAGAAACAUCGGCCGCCCCAUUGAGAUGUCCAGCAAAGUACAGAGGUUCAAGGCAACGCUGUGGCUAAGUGAGGAGCAUCCACUGUCCCUGGGUGAUCAGGUGACACCCAUCAUUGACCUGAUGGCCAUCAGCAAUGCUCAUUUUGCCAAGCUGCGGGAUUUCAUCACGCUACGUCUCCCACCAGGCUUCCCUGUCAAGAUUGAGAUUCCCCUCUUCCACGUGCUCAAUGCCCGAAUCACCUUCAGUAACCUGUGUGGCUGUGAUGAGCCUGUAAGCUCGGUGUGGGUCCCUGCCCCCAGUUCUGCCAUUUCGACUUCAGGAAGCCCUUUUCCAUGUGAGGUGGACCCCACUGUGUUUGAGGUACCUGAGGGGUACAGUGUGCUGGGUGCUGAACGCAGUGAACCCCUUCGAGAUGAGGAUGAUGACUUGCUGCAGUUUGCCAUCCAGCAGAGCCUACUUGAGGCCGGCACAGAGGCAGAGCAGGUGACUGUGUGGGAAGCCCUGACCAACACGCGGCCUGGCAUUCUUCCUCCUCCCCAAGUCACGGUGUUUGAAGAGCAGCUUCAGCUGGAGCAGGCCCUCCAGGAGAGCUUGCAGUUGUCCACAGAGUCCAUGGGGCCAGUAUCUCCUCAGAGAACACCUCCAUCCCCUGCACCCCCAAGUUUUGAGGAGCAGCUUCGCCUGGCCCUGGAGUUGUCUUCCAGGGAACAGGAGGAGCAGGAACGACGGGGUCAGCAGGAGGAAGAAGACCUACAGCGGAUUCUGCGGCUGUCACUCACGGAGCACUGAGCUGGCUGGCCCUGGAGAGGCUCUCCCUCCGGGGUCAUUCCUUCUGCCUGUUUUCUAUUUAUUUAUUUAUAAACUGCUGCUGAGCUUGGGGUCUGGAGCCCUGGAGGUAGGCUGGCAGUGUGGCCGAGGUGGAAAUAAAGAGACCGUCAGCAGUGG